Molecule: messenger RNA, 534 nt
Organism: Prorocentrum cordatum
Lineage: Eukaryota; Dinophyceae; Prorocentrales; Prorocentraceae
Source: the annotation of a GenBank genome assembly
AUGUCUGAUGACCUUUCUGGCACGCCGGAGGACUUCCUGCACUUGACCCAAGGCUUGGGCGACAGGUGGCGCUGCGACGAGGGAGCCUUGCGCAACAUGCUGCAGGCGCUGCGGUCCAGGUUACCCGCCGAGCUCGCGUGGCGCGACGCCGCGCUGCGCGCGCUGGAGCGGGAAGAGGAGGCGCUGCGGCUGCGCGGGGCCCACGUGGAGGCCUCGGGCGACUGGGAGGGCGGCUGGUUGUGUGGAGAGGUGUUCGGCAAGACGCCGGCCCGUGCGGCGCAGGAGGCCUUCAAGGCCUCACCGCAGGCUGGCGUGGGCGCCGCGCCCGCGCACGACGCAACCAACGCGCUGCUGGGCGAUCUCCGCGCGGCACUGGCGCGGUCGCUGGAGAGGGGCAGGGGCCUGCACGAGCGGCUCCGCUGCGCCGAGGAGGACCACGAGCGAGCGGUGCUGCAGCUGCGCGAGGAGGGCGCCUUCUUCUGCUCGCCGGGGCCCUCGUCCACCCCUCCUUACUUCCUGGCCGGUGGAGAGUGA